AUGUCUUUCCCCCAGCUUGGCUACCCGCAGUACUUAAGUGCCUCCCAGGCGGUUUACGGGAGCGAGAGGACGGGAGUGCUAACACCUUCCUCCCGGGGAGGGAGCACCGAAAUCGGAGGGAGUCCUUCAGCUACCGCUGCGGCAGUCACCUCGGUGUUGGGCAUGUACGCCAACCCGUACGCUCAUAACUACAGCGCUUUCUUACCUUACACCAGCGCGGAUCUGGCGCUUUUCUCCCAAAUGGGAUCCCAAUAUGAUCUGAAGGACAGUCCUGGCGUUCACCCGGCCAGUUUUGCAGCUCACACCUCUCCUGCCUUCUACCCAUACGGUCAGUUCCAGUACGGGGACCCGGCAAGGCCUAAGAAUGCCACAAGGGAGAGCACCAGCACCCUAAAAGCCUGGCUCAACGAGCACAGAAAGAACCCUUACCCGACGAAAGGUGAGAAGAUCAUGCUGGCAAUCAUCACCAAGAUGACCCUAACGCAGGUCUCCACCUGGUUCGCUAAUGCAAGGAGGAGAUUGAAGAAGGAGAACAAGGUGACAUGGGGGAGCAGGAGCAAAGAGGACGGAGAAGAUGGCAAUUUAUUUGGCAGCGGAGACGAAGCAGAGAAAAAUGAGGAUGAGGAGGAGAUUGACUUGGAGAGUAUAGAUAUAGACAAAAUAGACGAUAAUGACGGGGAUCAGAGUAACGAGGAUGACGAUGAUAAAUCCACCGACGGGGGCACUAGAGACCACAGAGGCGAUGGAGACGCAGGUGGAGAGCUGGACAGCUUGGAGAAAAGACGGGCCUUCUCCUUGCAGGGCCACGAGGCCUUGGACAAAUCAAAAAGCUCGAUUUCACUACAUCCGGGCUGUAAAGACAACUCAGAGAAUAACAAUACAACAAGAGUACUAUCUCCGGACAGACCUGGAGGCUUUCCCUUGCCCUCGAACAAUAAACCCAAAAUAUGGUCAUUAGCAGAAACCGCCACAACCCCUGACUCUUCAGCCCAGAAACCCACGUCCCCUUCUGGUCCGGUGGGCCCCUCUCACCCACAUAUACAGGCACACCCCGCCUUCCUCCCCAGCCACGGACUGUACACUUGCCAAAUUGGAAAGUUCCACAACUGGACGAACGGUGCAUUUCUGGGCCAGAACUCCCUGCUCAAUGUGAGAUCCUUUCUGGGGAACCACCAUCACCAUCAUCAGCACCAGAACCACCACCUUGCGGCCCAGCAACAGCAGCAACCGACUUCAGUGGUGGUGUCUCCGGUAGCAGCUCCCCUCAGCCAAGAGAACAAGACCCCAAUGGACAGCCCCAAACACAUAGAACACGAACAUGGUGUACGGUGUGAUUCGCCUCCAACACCAACAUUGAAGCCUUCUUUUCGACCCCUUCAUGACAGAUCGUCAAGGAGUCCACAAGACGCUACGCAACGGGUCCUCACUGCUCUCUCUUCUGCUUGA
Messenger RNA from Nerophis lumbriciformis (worm pipefish), 1446 nucleotides. The record is from RefSeq and is a predicted model, not a curated record. NCBI's taxonomy places the organism in Eukaryota, Metazoa, Chordata, Actinopteri, Syngnathiformes, Syngnathidae.